AAUAACAUUGUGGCCUACAGACUUUUAAAGACCGGGGAGUUCAGAGGUUCCAUCGGACCGUGGCUACCAUGAGCACUGAAGAACAAAAGCCAACAGAUGGUCAAGUCACACACUCAACUCUGGGGAAGAACAUCUUUAAAAGCAGAGUUCUGUUGGACGUCCUCUCCAAACUUGGGCUGAAGAAAUAUUAUCCAAACAACCUCAGUCUUCAGUCUAUAUUGGAAGUCAACAAAAGCAGCAUACAUGAAAACGCUGUUUUAUCAGUGGAUGAAAUGCCAUUUCAUUUCCUAAGAAAACUGUUUCAAAUCAAUGCUGGGUGCAGGAAUUGCACACCAUUACUGAGCAGUCAUGAGGAUGAUGAUUAUAGCUUUGACACAGACCUUUACACUGCAAAUGACCCCUCUGAAAACACAGUCCAUCCUCUUGACCUAAUUGUAGGUCUAUUUCUAUGUGCAGACAGCUUCUUGCAGCAGGAAAUUGCCCUCAAGAUGUCGUUAUGCCAGUUUUCUGUCCCGUUGCUGUUGCCCCAAACCAACUCCAAUCAGUGUACCCUGAUGAUAUGGGCUCUUAGAGAAAUUGUCAAAGAGUGGUGUCCACAUGAUAUGUGUCAAUCAAGAGGAUUUGUAGAGGACAAUAUUGUUCAGGCUAAAAUACCAUUAAUUUCCUUUGUAAGGUUAAAAAACUGCAGUUCAUCUAAAUCUCAGUUUUUAAAUCAAGUUCUCAGCUGUGGCCAGCAGAAUCACAAUAUGUUCAUACACAGAGACAUGGAAGGAGGAGCAUUGACUCGAACACUGUCAAAUGGUUUGGUGGAAGUUUGCUGGUUCCUUCCUUGUGGGAGAGAAAAUCUUGACAUAUUUCCAGAGCCAGUUGCAUUUGCUAAUUUGAGAGGACACAUCUGUGAGUCACAUACACAGUUUGCUUUUCUUUAUGAAGUGUCCAAUGCAAUCUUUGUAUUCCUGGACAAGUUUGAAGAAGAGGAGCAUCACAUUCUGAAGGCUCUUCAAGAUGCAAAAUCUAAACUCUAUUUUGUUGUCCACAAAGAGAGAGUCACUGAUGAUGUCAAGAAAACACUACAAGAAUUGGAUGUACCAAAAAGCAAUGUUAAAGUCAAAAAUUCAAGAACAAAUACAGCAGAGUUUACCAAAGUAAUUUGUGGGGCCAUCAAGAACUCACUGUGUUCCAUAAAAAGCACAAUGAGUAUUGAAGAUAUGGUGGAAAAAGCAGUUGUAUUAGGUCUGACUGUGGAUGAAAACAAAACUUUUGACCAAAAAGAAACUGCAGAGAAAAUCUUGAGGGGUGUUGGUGUGCGAAGUAUACCACACUUCAAAAAACAACAACUACCUUUGCAAGGAGAAAAGUGGAAGAGAUUAUCACAACUGGAGAAGCAGGAAUGCAGAAUGAGUAAUGUUGGCACUGGUGCUGUUGAGCAUUAUAAAGCUCAGAUACAAGAAGAAAAAAUACACAUUUGGAAAGAGCAAAACAAGCAAACAUUAUCUCAAGGAAUGCACGAUUUCAUCAAAAUCUUAUCAACAAGCAACACAGAGAGAAGAAAUGUUUUCUUGAAGUGGAUGAAAUUCAAGUUUAAUAGCCAUUCUCGGGAUAAACUAACCAGACUGCGUAACACUUUCAAAGAGCAAUGCAAAACCAAUGAUGCCAAACUUAUUGCAGAGAUUGAUCAAGCUUUGUUGGACACCUCAUUAGGGGUAGAGCAUUACAUGAGAGAAAUGGGACUUCACUAUGAGGUUUCUUUUCACUCAGACAUUGCCAUGGCUAAAAUAUCACAUUUGCCUAAAGUAGCUGCUGAAAUGCUGUUGGGUGGUUAUUCAUUAGAACUGUUGGAUGGUGUUGCUUCCAACAUCCCAGAGAAGUGGGUGACAGAUGUGCUAAUGGAGCUUCACAAGAUGGUCGGGGAAAAGAGCAGGUUGCUCGUACUAACUGUUUUGGGUGUUCAAAGUACUGGAAAAUCAACCCUUCUCAACACCAUGUUUGGUGUUCAGUUUCCUGUCAGCAGUGGUAGAUGUACAAGAGGGGCCUAUAUGCUGUUUCUCAAAGUUGGAGAAAAUACAGAAAAAGAAUUGGGUUGUGACUUCAUUCUCCUUAUUGAUACAGAAGGUCUGAAAUCUCCUGAUCUCGCGCAACUAGAAGAUAGCUAUGAGCAUGACAACCAGCUGGCAACCUUUGUCAUUGGCUUAAGUGAUGUUACUAUUGUAAACAUUGCAAUGGAGAACGCAAACGAAAUGAAAGAUGUCCUGCAAAUUGCUGUUCAUGCCUUCCUGAGAAUGAAACAAAUCGGGAAAAAGACAAUUUGUCAUUUUGUGCACCAAAAUGUUGCUGAAGUUUCAGCUCACACCAGAACUCUGACAGAGAGAAAACACCUCUUGGACCAACUAAAUCAAAUGACACAAAUCGCAGCUCAAAUGGAGAGAACACCUGGGAUUCAAGCGUUCACUGAUGUGCUGGACUAUGACGUAGAAAACAACAACUGGAACAUCCCAGGACUUUGGUAUGGAACCCCUCCAAUGGCACCAGUAAACACUGGUUACAGUGAAGCUGUUUCAGAGUUCAAGAAAUAUCUUCUGGGGACAGUGCACGGAAAAAAACAAUCUAAAGCUUCAAAUAUUCCAGAGUUUCUACAAUGGAUGACGAGUCUGUGGAAAUCAGUGAAGUAUGAGAACUUCAUCUUUAGUUUCAGAAACACACUUGUGGCUCACGCUUAUGAAAACCUGUGCAAAGAGUUCAACCAGUGGGAGUGGGAGAUGCGUAAGGAAAUAUUGUCCAGACAGACAGCAGCAGAGUUAGAAGUUGUAAAUGCCAACAACAAGAAUGGCUUGGAAACAUGGAACACGUUGGUCAUGUUAAAAAAAACAGAACUCGCUGAGGAAAUAGAAUCACAAAAAAGAAAAAUGAAAGAUAAACUGGCUGAUUAUUACAGAAAGAAAGACAUACAUGUAAGUUUGUUAGAGAAAUACAAAACAGACUUCUUCAAUUCCAUCAUAAGUCUGUCAAAUGAGAUUCAAAAUUCAGUGAAUUCGAAUUUGGAAGGAGCCCUUGAGCGAAAAAUAGCUUUGGAAAAGGCUCUAAACAUAAUACAGGAGUACUGUGGUAGGAUUGAAGACAGAGUCAUGCAGCUUCUGAGCGACUGCAAAGACACCCAACUGUCUGAUGACCAACUGAGAGAAGAGUUUGACAAAAUGUGGGCUGCUGCUACUGCAUAUGUACCUGCAUUGAAAAAACAAGAUAUACCCGCAGCCGUUCUCAACCAGCUGAGGAAGAAUUGCUCAUAUCGGAACGUGAGUGAAGAUUUACAGCAUAUUAAGGACCUAACAAGCUAUGGAAAGACCAUAUUCACGAGCUAUAUGAACCAUGUUGACUCCAUAGCUGAGAAGUUCAAAAAUACUUUGACAGGAAAGUUACAGAUCUUUGCAAACGAAGUCAUUGCAACAUCAACAACGUUUGUUGUUGAACAAACUAAAUCAAAUAGUGAUUACCAUGAUUCUUUGUCAAGUGAUCUGUUGAAAGUGAUUGAUGACCUGCUAUUUAAGCAUUCCAAGCCUGACAAUUUCAACAUAAAAUUUGAAAUUGACAUCAAACUUCAUAUUUGUGGAUUUGCCGCUAGAGAAUUCCUGUUAAUGCACCAAAGAUUUUUGUUGAACAAUGACCCCCAAACACAGCUGGAGAAGUACAAGCCUCAAUAUUUGUCAGACUUUCUGGAUUUGUACAAACAGACAGAUCAUUGCCAACGCAAAGCAAAUGAUUUUGUCCAGUUUUGUAUCAAGCCUGCCAUCGAGGAUUACCUGAACAGAGUUUUGGGAAUUGACAUUGUAGAUUUUAUUUUGACAAGCAGCCAUUCAGUGGAGUACAGUUCACGUUCCUCCUUCCAGUACAACAUUCAGAAAGAGUUACUGCUGAAAUAUGACUUUGAUGCCUUUGUCAAGUACAUUCGUCAAUACAAAAUGUAUGUUAAGGAUUGGAUAUUUGAGCAGAUCUUAAAAAAAAUGCAAGACAAUACUUUAUGCGAUUUGAAGCAGAAACACCUGGAAGUUGUGGUAACCAAAAUAUUAAACGCAAUUAAGGAGAGUUUAAAAAAACUAUCAGAUGACAAUGACAAUGUUCCAGAGCUUGUAAGCAUAAUGCGCACAUAUCUGAGCAAAGACCUUGUAAUAUUAGAGGAUACUGAAAAACGCACUUUGUUUCAGAUCAAAAGCACAUGCCAGUCAUUCACCCAAUGUUUUGUUGCAUCCUUGAGCAAGUUAAAGGAAACACUCAAUGAAGAAUUCUCCUACAUUGAAGACGUACCUGAAACCCUAAGUAAACUUGCGAUAAAACCACAGGAUGAACUCUUCAAGAAAGUAUUUGGAUGCGGACACCAGUGUCCAUUUUGUAAAAUUCCCUGUGAGGCUGGAGGCAAAGAACACAAGACGCAUCAUGCUGCUGUGCAUAGACCACAAGGGCUUGGACAAUACAGAAACAGCAUCAAUGAAGUACUGACUGAAGAUCUAUGCCCAAAUGAUGUUCAUGGUGCUGCUGAAUUUCAACAUCCGGACAAUCCUGAGGUGUGGGUUCCAUACCGGGAUUACAGUACCAUCUAUCCUGACUGGCACAUUCCUCCAGACCCCACAAUGGAAUCAUCUGAUUAUUGGAAGUUUGUACUGGUACACUACAAUGAGAGAUUUGCUAAAGAGUACCUGGCCAAGCCAGCUAAAGUCCCAGAGGCCUGGAAGAAAAUCACAAGGGAAAAAGCCCUGAAGGGUCUGAAAGAUUCUUUUAACAUAAGAUAAUCUUUUGCAUUGACAUCAGUCAUAAACCUUGUGCAUGGUGUAACAUAAGUUCAUAUUGGUAACGCUCAUAAUAAAUCACAUUUCUUAAGCUGCUUUCUGGGUACUUAAUUAUGCUGAUUAUGUGCAACUACGAUGACGAUGAAAUUCUACACAAAUUACCUGUUCAAAGAUUUUCAUGUCAUUUUCAUCUAAGAGUAGAUUAAAGGGGCUGUUUACAACUUUC
Messenger RNA from Nerophis lumbriciformis (worm pipefish), 5001 nucleotides. Lineage: Eukaryota; Metazoa; Chordata; Actinopteri; Syngnathiformes; Syngnathidae. The record is from RefSeq and is a predicted model, not a curated record.